Bursaphelenchus okinawaensis is the source of this 908-nucleotide messenger RNA. The record is from the annotation of a GenBank genome assembly. NCBI's taxonomy places the organism in Eukaryota, Metazoa, Nematoda, Chromadorea, Rhabditida, Aphelenchoididae.
AUGUUCAAAGGUCUGAAAAACCGGCUUCAAGAUGAAGCAAACAGACUCAAGGAGAACUUACAAGUAAGGGAAUGUGUUGAAAAUUAAUUAUUACAUUCUUUAGGUUUUGGGCGAUGGAGUUGUAAUGCCUCCGACGACGUCGAUACCUCCAGAUAGUGUUUCGCUAGAUGAUGUAAGUAAUUUUGUUUAUAUUUUUCUGAUUUUAGGUUUGAAUUUGGCGGAAUUGAAUGUAAAAUACGUUCAAUGUAUGGAUGACUUUUUGAUUUUUGUUUUAAGACUAAUUUUCGUUGUUUUGGAUAGUUUUGUGGAGAUAAGAUGGACCUAAAAUGAGAUUUUUGAAGUUUUAGUGGUAAAAAGAGUUUCUAAAACAUAAGAAUAAGAAAAAAAUACCAAAUUGAACUGUUUCUUAUUGCUUUAGACUUUCUUUUGAAUAAUAUUGGUUUAGGUAUACUUAAAAUGUUUUUUUAAAAGUAGGUGUACAAUAUAGCAAUUUCACUGAUACUAAAGUAUAAAUUAGACAUUACUAGCUUAUUUUUGGUUUUAUUAUCCUUCAUUAAUUCCGAUUACCUAUUUUUCCACUUUAGACAAGUGAUAACGAAUCCAUAACGUCCAAUCACGUAGAAUCGCCCGAAACAAAAGAGAAAAUCCGCCAAAUCGAACAGAAGCUGGCCAAAGAAUGGAAAGCUCGGCUAGAUAAGUGUGAAUCGGAAUGGUCACAACGUGCCGAUAAAAUACGAGAGGAGUUUACAUUAAAAUUGGCCGAACAUAAGCAAAAAAGUCAUGAAGCGCUCGAACAAAAGGAUGUGGAGCUUUGUAGUUGGAUUGCCAAGUAUCAUCAAGCCAAUAAGGAAACGGAGGGCAAAAAAGGAGGUAGUGAGGUGAGUUUGGGAUGGUUUUUUGAAUGUUAA